AACACAGUUAUUUCGCCGAUUCCAAGAUGAGUGAACGGUCUUUUGUUGUCAAAUAUUUUUUAUAAUAAUAAAUAUUUAAUAUUAAUUUGCUUAAUAGGAAGAAUAGUCGUAUUUUUACCAGAAUUAAGUAGUGAAGAGUUCGGGUGUGAAGUUUUGUGUUAUUUUCGUUGAGUUAUCGAGGUUUCAAUCUUGUUUUGUGGUUUCAUUGUUUGGAAUCCUCUCGGCUCGGCAAGAAAGAGGUCUAGGCUCCAGAGUUUGUUCGCGUGAUGUCAUGACUACGGUGCUAUAAUCAAGAGACUGAUAACUUAAGAAGGGGAACACCUGGCAAGACUGACUGGCACCUAUGAUGACAUAGCCCGAAGAUGUCGAAGGUGCUGAGCGCGCUUGGUGGUGCGCUGCCAGAUGAGCGGCCCCUGCUGUCGUUGCAGAUCGUGGAGACGGUAGCCAAGUGUCCCACGGGGUACUGGCCCGUCAGCAGGACGUAUGAUGAAGACGCUGACGCUGGACUACUGCGCCAGAAUGGCUUGUUCGGCAAGAAACCAAGCCAUUACAUUUGUUUGUCCAAGUCCGAGGGUGUUCCUGGCUACGUGAUGGACGGUGUAGUGAUAGUAGGAGAGCGGGAGGCAGCUCCGCCCGGGUACAGCGUGGCGGGGCGCGCUGGCAAGCGGCGGCUGUGCACCCGCGUCUCCCGCCCUGCUGCAGCGCGCGCCUACCCGCCCGUGACGGACGUCAUCGUCUGCUCCAAGAUGAGGCAGGCGCCGCAGGGGUUCAUGCUAGCCGGUGAGAUAAACGGCAAGAUGGUGUGCUACAAAGUGAGCGGCGGCAGCGCGGACAACUCGCCCACACACAACGAGUACGAGAACGUGGUCACUAACAUCACGCCUGAAGCCAAUAGGAGAUUACGAGUACCAGAGCGGCCACCGAAGCUGUCGCCUCUAGUCUCCGAGCUGAACAACCUGAAUCUCAAGCAGUCGCCGACCGCAUACCCUAACAUCGAGGAGUUCACGACGGACCAUGACUACGAAGCCCUAAGUCCCUCGUACAAUAUUAAACCAAGCCGGCCGGCGCCCCGGCCUCCCUCAGCGAAGUCCCCGAUCCCGCACGGGAGCCCCGCCGGUCCGACGUCGCCCGUAGCACAUGGUCGCAAGAAGGGACCCGCGCCCCUACCAAGAAACACCAUCUACCAGACUUUGGGAGGCUACAACGGGAUGGAAGGAGUGCCAUUUUUAUUGAACCCCAAACUGAGAGGGUUGCCUAGUGAUCACGUGACACAAUUGCCCGUUAUAAAGCGGCGCACGCGCUUCGAUCUCGACCGUGAAUACACCUACAAUUUCAGCGUGGAGCGACAGACGUGAGACGAAGCGAAACAAACCAUAUUGCCAUAUGCAUAAGGUAUAUUUUACUUGUUCUACGUAGAUAUCAAAUGACCUUACCCUGCGUAUAGCGAUUGAGAACAUUGAAUGUAAUAGACAUCACUAUAAAACUAAGUCACUUCUACCUGUUGAAAGAUAUUUCGCGAAUUUUCUAGAAAACGCUCAACGAAUGUAUCAAUAUUAAUAGAAAUGUUUGUCCUGCAAUUAGUUUAAAGUGUUCGUACGUGUUCAUCCCUCAAUCCCAUAGGCCAUAGAUAGUUGCCAAUGUGUAGUUAAACACAUAAGUUGUUAAAGUUUAUUAUGGAGUUUCCAUAUUGCUUGAAAUGAGAUCUGCUUUGUCUGUAAGUAGACUCCUGUUUCAAUGUUAAUAUCUUCUUCGAGAAAAGUAAUAUUAAGGACAAAAUAUAGCACCCCAUCCCAAUAUCAUAGAUUAUUACGUUUGAAGUUUGACAGGACAAUGAACUCCUUGACAGAUAUUUAACAAUGUUGCCAGCACAUAAAAAAUAAUGUUUCCACGGUAGAAUUUAAAUCUUGUAAAUCAUGACAUUAUAAAUUGGUUGUGUUUGUAAAUGUAACGUUUUCGAGUUAGUCGGCUCAACGUUAGGACUGACGAAUUUGAUUAUAAUUAUGAUUAUAGCGAUUCGUUCACAUAUCCUUUUUGUAUAUUGUAAAUGUGAUGGCUGGGAUGUAGGAGACUGGAUAUUCAAUACAAAGUUAUAAAAAUAUUGACAAAACCUGCAAAUUGUUUUUAUUGCUACAACAUUUGCUCAAACUGACUAAUCAGUCUAGAAUGUUACAGUUUAUAUAACACCUGAAUUGGUACUUACAACAAAGACUAUGUUUUCUUAGCGAAUACAACAUAAUCGAAGUAUGUAUUUGUAUUUAAACAAAGUAUGAGUAUCCAUUGUCUCCUGUUUCCUAGCAUUUAGCGUGUUGACCCUGAGGCCUUGAUCGCGUGUCGAUGUUUAGUCAUAGACUUAUAGAGCUCUAGCACGGAACAAUGAACAUGCCAAGCAAAUGCGAAGUAAGUAGAAGACAAUUUAACUAAACAACACUCCUCAGACUAAUUGGCUCAAAAAUACAACACAAAGUAACUUCUAUAUAAACUGUGCUAGAGCUCUUUAUUGAUUGUCGUGUGUCAAUAAACGAUGUACGAUGAUGUGGAAGCGAUGAGAGUGAAUUUGUAAAAAAUAUUAUUAUUAUUCUUUAAUUUCAUAAAGGACAAAAUAUUGUUUAUAUGUAGAAAACAUUUAUUGGUCAAAGAUUACAAUUAAAUGACUGAAAAUUUGCACACAUUAAAAUUGUAAAAAGGAAAGGUUUCGUGUAAAGAUUUUAGGGAAUUAUUAAUUGAUGUAAUAAUCGUAGUGGUACUUGGAAAUUAGUUUAAAAUGUAUGGUGCGAUCCUCUUUAACGUCAUCCUUAUAUACAUAGGCACCGGCAGCAAGAUGCAAGGGCUGAUCUUGCACCACCCUGACAAGAGAAAAAUACUUUAUUUUUUUUCCAAGAUGUAUCAAUACGGUACUAAGAUAAAACGCAUGUCCUUUGUCUAAAGCUCCUACAUAUAUAGACUUACUGCAGUCAAGUGCCCGGCAUAGGAAAUGCAAGUUACAUUUUAAAAUUGAUUUAUAGCUACAUAGAAUUACUCGAUAUAUAUAUCUGUCGGAGAAAUGAAACAAAUAUCAAUGAAAUAUAGAAGUAUGUAAGUAAAUAGUGAUUGAUAGCUUAGGACCGACUUUAUCCUGACCUAUUUGUAUCGUGUUAUUAGAUUAUAAAAUAUGCCCUAUGUCGUUACAGCACGUAACUGUGUGAGCCAGUGUCUAUCAAUGAAGCUGUACUUACAGUGUUCAAACCGACUUGUUACAUAAUGUUCUCAUUAUGUUCCCCGUAGUGUAAAGAUGUUCACCUUGUUAGUAGGUUCUCAGUGUUAACGAAUGGUAACUAUUUACAAAGUAGCGUGUAAUGAAAUGUGCCAAUGCCAGUACAAAGUGUAGGUCUGGCUCCGGCUCCGCCAGCCAACGACUAGUCAAACAGAACGAAUUUGAUUUACUUGCACCACUUUAUCGACUGACACCAAACCAUACGCUCACUUGUGUAUACAAUUUUUAUGGCACUCUCAGGUCUAUAUUUAGACAAUAUUCAUUUUGUAUCACUUUCCCCAGGUAUUGUCAGCUUACACGUUUAAGUUGUUUAGACAAUAACCCGGGUGGAAUAAGUAAACACGGUUAUGAAAAGUUGUGAAUGAUUUAUAAGAUCCUUACUUUAGUGUAAUUUAGUUAUUCAUAUUCAACAAUGUAUUGUUUUUGAUAUAUUGCAUGUAUUGAGUUACUUCCGAUUGUUAAUACAGGUAAAUAUAUUACGACAUUUAUGUGAAUUAGGAAAUAUUUAUUAUGUCGAAGGACUAUGUAAGUGGUACUUGAUUUUCCUCGUGUCUAAUCUAAAGUAGCACAUGUAUUGUCCUGAGGAAAUAACCGGUGCGAGAGACACGCGCGUACGCAAGCACUGUGUGUGAGAUGUGUAACAUGAGUUACGUACCCUGUGGGGUUAAUGUCCUAGGUUUAAGCUCAUUGCCCAGCCUGCACUGCCUGGUCCCUCACAGCAGAGGAGCCGCGCAGUGCCGGUGCGCGAUGGUGGUAACAUACGGUCCAGUUUGCACUAUUGUUUGUCAAUUUGUUGUACAUAUCUUAGCGUAUUGUGUUCGCACGACUGUUAUUUAUUAACUCGAUAAAAAGCUUUACUUGCUUUAUAAUAAAAUCCGUUAAUUUGACUACCCAUUGAUAGCCUGUAAAGAGAUUCUGUAAUGCAAUUUUAAAGUAAAUAUUAGACCUGUUUCUAGUUGAACUUGUUAUAGAUUGGAGAUGACAGAAUAGUAUUGUUUUUGUCUCAAAUCCUAUUUGUUUUACUCAAAUAUUUAUUAGUGAUAUUGUAAAUAAUUUAUGUAUAAUGCAAUUAGAAAAUUAGUACGCUUUUUUACACAUUAGAAAUGUAUUUCAUCUGAUAAUUUGUUUAGAAUGACUAUGAAGAAAUAAAAAUUAAAUUAUUGACUGAUUA
Messenger RNA from Spodoptera frugiperda (fall armyworm), 4421 nucleotides. RefSeq lists its product as uncharacterized. The record is from RefSeq and is a predicted model, not a curated record. The coding region runs from base 363 to 1355 and encodes 330 amino acids. Gene Ontology annotation, biological process: regulation of epidermal growth factor receptor signaling pathway; endosome to lysosome transport via multivesicular body sorting pathway; virus maturation. The transcript is spliced from 6 exons. Gene Ontology annotation, cellular component: cytosol; ESCRT I complex. Lineage: Eukaryota; Metazoa; Arthropoda; Insecta; Lepidoptera; Noctuidae.